Molecule: messenger RNA, 2552 nt
Organism: Manis javanica (Malayan pangolin)
Lineage: Eukaryota; Metazoa; Chordata; Mammalia; Pholidota; Manidae
Source: RefSeq, a predicted model, not a curated record
AUGCUGAAUUCCAGGAGCAUGAAAAGAUUCUGUCUCCAGACUUUCUUUCAAUUGCCCAAAUCACUGAAAUGCUAGCAGAGGAUGUAGAUGGAGUUCAACGAAAACUGGAAAAGUUUUUGAAUUUCAAAAAUAUUCAAACGUGUUUAAAGGAAGCCAUUCUACUAGAUUAUUAUGUAUCUGGAUUUUUGUGGGCGAAAGGAAUGGAAUUUUCUGUUAUUCAGUCUUUAAAAUUUAUGACUUUACUAGAUAUGUUACUUCAUAAUCUUAGAACACUGCAUAUGUCCUUAGAAGACAGCAUAAAAUGGAUUGGAGAAGUUAUGGCUGAAAUAGGACCAUCCCAUUCACCAAAAAAUGAGGAAUGGAGUGUCUUUAAUGUAAAACAAGCCAAUGCUAUCAUCGAUUACUUAAAAAUCAGCUUAUUUCAACACUACAAGCUAUAUGAAUUUCUGUUCUACUCUACCAGGGAAGAAAUUGUGAUAGGAAGCGAGCAAAUGAUAGAGGUUGUCAAUCCUUCAGGUCGCUUUUUCCCUAAUCCUUUGGAAGAAGGACUCUCAUUUGAUAUUUACUCAACAUUCGUAGAGCCGCCCCCAACCCUGGAUACAGACAUGGAGGGGCUCAAUCAAGAACAAGGACCAGAGGAAUCCCACCCAGAAGCCAACUCUUCAGACACGGAUCCUUUAGUUGGUUUUACCAUUGAAGAUAUAAAGUCAGUGCUGGGUCAAGUCACAAAUGACAUUUUAAUCAGCAUUCAGACCGAGAUAAACGAAAAGCUCCAAAUACAGGAAGAGGCCUUUAAUGCACGAAUAGAAAAACUGAAAAAGGCCUGAGGACUCCGUACAAGGAGAGUGAUGCUAAACUUCACAGAAACAAACAAAACCAGAGGAAGAAUAGACUCUCUGAGAGGGUCAUAUUGUCUUCAUUUAGUUGGGAAAGGAAAACCAAACUCCAUUUUUUAGUCUUUUAAGUAAUUUAAAUAGUAUUGGCCCCAAUUUUACUAACUCCUCUCCUAUAACAGCUUCUGAAUUUAUUGAACUGUGUGUGGUAAGGACAUUUUGUAUACAAGAGUUUGGAGAAUGAUAUAUAAAAAUACAAGUACUUUUAUGAUACUCCUUUGACAUUUUGACUAAUAUAUGCUAUUCAUCUUCAAGGAUAAUGCACCCAGCUUCCUUAAAUAAAGAAAAAUAUAGCAAUUUUAUCCAUAUUGACCCAAAUGAACUGCCACAUAACAGGAGCCCUGUGAACAGAUAACCACUAUCAUCCUGGUAAGGAUAAAACUUGCUAAACAAUGGCAAUUCAAAUAUAUAUGCUAUGCUUUUUUUCUUCAAAUCAUUUGGUUCUCUUAUUUAAACAUUGUUUCAGUGUGAAACCAAUUUUCUGAAAUUAUAUAAUGCAGUCUGAAGCACUUUAAUUUAUUCUGUACUGUAUUUGUUAUUUCUAAUCUUGUUACUCUCCCAGGAGAAUUCAUGACCUAUAUAAAGAGAAGCAAUGUAUAAAUGGUUAUUAAAGACCAACCUAUAUAUAGACUGUAAAAAUCUUAAAUACAAAUCAAACUCACAGAGCUCUUAAAAUUAACCAUUAUAUUGCAGUGGGAAUGAUUGAGAACAUCUCAAGCCUUUCAACACCUUUAUUAAAAUAUAAAAGAAAAAUAUCCAUUUGCCAAGUGAUUGUCCCUAGACAAGUUAAAUUAAUUGCUGCAUAGAACCUUUCCAAAUUUUUUAGACUUCAGAGUAUUCUAAAAUAGAGAGCAUUGCUAGUUCUCUAUUCUAGAACACUAGGAGGGGGCUAGUUCCUUCAAGAAAAUUCCAGUUUACACUGGAACCAGAUGUCCUUGCAUCUGAGUGACACUUGGUAGAAUAUGUUCUGUCUGUGCUCUAACCUUGGGCUAUAACCUUACUUUCUCCAUCAGUAUCAAAGGUAUUGCCCAAAAUAUAUUAAUUUGAGAUAUAGACAGAUCUGACAGCAUUUGGCAAUUUUCUAACUACACUGAUCAGCAAAGUAAGAGUAGUCCUUAAGAUGAAGCCAUGAUUAUUAUAAAUGCAGCUUCAAGUCUGGAAGGCCUGGAGAUGAGAUUCGUUUCUUCCUUGAGCUGUCCUGCCUAAUUUAAAAUGUUGUUGGUCACAGGAGAUCACUAGGAAGGCUCCAAGUCUUGAUCCAUCAAGCUGUCUUUUCUCUAAAGAAAACAGGUGAAACUACAGUAAGCACAAGCAGUGAACAAAGUUACUUGUAGAAACCACCAAAUACUUGAAACACAAUCAGUGGCACAAAUGGACCUGCAUUGCUAAUAAAGAGUGCUUAUUUCGAGCAAGAGUACCAGGAGUCUAAAACUAAAUUAAAAAAUGGCAGUAGGAUCCCUAAAAACCUCAGAGAUACUGUGCUAUAAGCACGCCUAAAGCAUGCCUUUGGGCACUCCCAGGAUCUGAUACUGGCUUCAUCAUUGGCUAGUGUGUAACUUUGGACAAGCUACUCAAUCUCUAUUUGCUCAUCUGUUAAAUGGGGGUAAUACUUAUUUUUGAGGUACUUGAGAGGAUUCAGUAAAUUCAUGUUAAAGAGCA